This is a messenger RNA of Lachancea meyersii CBS 8951, 894 nucleotides long. The record is from the annotation of a GenBank genome assembly. NCBI's taxonomy places the organism in Eukaryota, Fungi, Ascomycota, Saccharomycetes, Saccharomycetales, Saccharomycetaceae.
AUGUCUGACGCACUUCCUUUGCCCUUCAGAUACCAAUUCGCCGCCGGUGCGGUGGCUGGGAUCUCAGAAAUCCUGGUGAUGUACCCAUUGGACGUGGUGAAAACCAGAAUGCAGCUGCAGGUGAAAGGCGGCUCUGGACCCGUCUACAACGGGGUGGUGGACUGUCUGAAGCAGAUCGUGGCCCGCGAGGGUGCCUCCCGUCUGUACAAAGGUAUCUCAUCGCCUGUGCUUAUGGAGGCUCCCAAAAGAGCCACCAAGUUUGCCUGUAACGACGAGUUUCAAAAGCUUUACAAGCGCGAGUUUGGCGUCGAGAAACUCACACAGGGACUCAGUGUGUUGAGUGGUGCAUCUGCCGGGUGCUGCGAGGCCUUCGUCGUCGUUCCCUUCGAGCUGGUCAAAAUUAGACUCCAGGACGUCAGCUCCAGUUACAGUGGACCCAUCGAUGUCGUGCGUAAGAUCAUCGCUCAAGAAGGUGUGCUUGCCAUGUACAACGGGCUCGAGUCCACACUGUGGCGUCACGGUGUCUGGAACGCGGGUUACUUCGGUGUCAUUUUCCAAGUGCGUUCGCUCUUGCCCAAGGCGCAGACGAAAUCGCACCAGAUCGGAAACGAUUUGAUCGCAGGUAGCAUUGGUGGUACAUUCGGAUCGCUAUUGAGCACUCCCUUCGACGUGGUUAAGUCACGGGUGCAAAACACCGCCGUUGUUGCUGGUCAAGCCCGUAAGUACAACUGGUCCUGGCCCUCAACGUUGACCAUUUACAAAGAAGAAGGAUUCGCCGCCCUCUACAAGGGUUUCGUGCCCAAGGUCUUGAGAUUGGGACCUGGAGGUGGUAUUCUGCUGGUGGUGUUCACCGGAGUUAUGGACUUUUUCAGAGACUAUCACUACAACCGUUGA